GAUCCUGUCGCCACAUGUCGGCUCUGGAUAGCCUGUAAGACGUUCAAGGACUCGUCAACUUCCUUGCUUUCCCCCCCUCCCCAUUUCCCCCUCCCCUUGACCUCCCCCUUCCCCCUCUCCCCUUUCCCCUUUCCUCGUUCCCCCUUCCUUCUUCCUUUCCCUCCUCCAUUCCCCCUCCCUUUCCCCCUCCCUUUUCCACUCCCUUCCCCCCUCCCUUCCCCACUCCCUUCCCCCCUCCCCGCCCUCCUCCUUUCCCUCUUCCCUUCCCCCCUCCCUUCCCCCUCCCUUCCCCCCUCCCUUCCCCCUUCCCUUCCUCCCUCCCUUCCCCAUCCCUCCUCCCCUUCCUCUUCCCUUCCCUCCUCCCUUCUCUCCUCCCUUCCCUUUUUCCUUCCCUCCUCCCUUCCCUCCUCCCUGCCCUCCUUCCUUCAUCCUCCCUUCCCUCCUGCACAUUUGGCCUUCUCAAACCUUCCUCCUCCAUCCUCCACUCUACGGUCUCCCUUCCUAGCCCAGCUACAUCCACGCAUCAUCCACCGCCCUCCCUCACUGCACCACAAGCCUCUUCCCGUCUCAGCUACAUGGUGA
Molecule: messenger RNA, 582 nt
Organism: Closterium sp. Naga37s-1
Lineage: Eukaryota; Viridiplantae; Streptophyta; Zygnematophyceae; Desmidiales; Closteriaceae
Source: the annotation of a GenBank genome assembly